Messenger RNA from Hyposmocoma kahamanoa, 671 nucleotides. Its product is annotated as protein C10. Gene Ontology annotation, biological process: post-embryonic development. Bases 107 to 457 code for a protein of 116 amino acids. The transcript is spliced from 4 exons. The record is from RefSeq and is a predicted model, not a curated record. NCBI's taxonomy places the organism in Eukaryota, Metazoa, Arthropoda, Insecta, Lepidoptera, Cosmopterigidae.
ACAGCCUAGUCAUUACGAUAUAGGAACUUAUGAAUAACUACAGCGUGAACUUUUGUGUUACAGCAGCAGAUAAGUCUGAAAAAUUAAAUGAUUAAAAUCAACUACCAUGUCAUCGCCACAACACGUAACAGUUGACCAAGUGCGGCAGAUUUUAAGCGAAGUGAUCGACUCACUGGAGUCUCCCGAUUACGCGUCGAAACUGGACGAAGCGAAAGAAGCCGCUGGCAAUGAGAUGCUAAAGAUGAUGCAAAUUGUAUUUCCUAUGGUUGUGCAGAUUGAAAUGGAAACUAUUAAACGGCAUGGGUUCAGCAAUUCUAGAGAAGGCGUAGUCCAGUUCACCCAGAUGGUGCGUGAGAUGGAAAGCCUGGACUCGGAGGUGGCCCGUCUUCACAACCAGAUUCGCAGCCACUACCUACCCCCUGUCUCAAUCAGCUCUACCGUCGAUACUUCACUGUAGAGGUUUAAAAGUUACUUACACUUUAAAAGUAUACACUAAACUAUGAAGACAAAGCCAUGUUUAGUGAAAAUAGCAAAAGACUAAGUGAUUACAAGAACAUGUGGAGAAAAAAACAAAAAUAUAUAUUAAGUGCUCUAGUUGUAGUUGUUUUAUGUAACUUUUUCGGUAUAGGUGAUUACUUAUUCGCUAGGACUUUUGAUGAUUUUGAUUAUCC